AUGCGCGCUUGGUCGCGCCGCCGCCGCGCGGAGGGAAAGGCCGUCGCUUUAGUCCCCACGAUGGGCUUCCUCCACGAGGGCCACCUCUCGCUCGUCUCCGCGGCCGUGGCGGCCUCCGCCGGCCCCGUAGCCGUCGUCGUCUCCAUCUACGUUAACCCCAGCCAGUUCGCCCCCACUGAGGACCUCGCCACGUACCCCUCCGACUUCGCCGGCGACCUCCGCAAGCUGGCCGCCACCGGGGUCGUCGCCGCAAUCUUCUGCCCCCGGACCUUCUACGUCCGCGGCAGCGCUGACCGCCCCUCCGCCGCCGGCGCGUCCGGGGACGCGCGGCUGGAGAAGGGGCUGUGCGGGAGCAGCAGGCCUAUCUUCUUCCGCGGCGUGGCCACCGUGGUCGCCAAGCUGUUUAACGUCGUCGAGCCGGACGUCGCUGUGUUCGGGAAAAAGGAUUAUCAACAGUGGCGCGUCAUUUGCCGGAUGGUUCGCGAUCUCGAUUUUGCUAUACAUAUAGUUGGUUCGGAAAUAGUGCGUGAAGCUGAUGGUCUUGCCAUGAGCUCUCGCAAUGUAAAUCUGUCACACGAGAAUAGGGAGAAGGCGUUAUCAAUUAGUAGAUCACUGAUGGAUGCUAGAACCGCUGCCCUCAAUGGAAGCAAUCAUAGCCAACAAAUAAAAGAUCAAAUAGUGCAGACACUUACUGAAGCUGGUGGUCAGGCUGACUAUGUUGAGAUUGUGGAGCAAGAAAGCUUGGUGCCUGCGGAGAGGAUGGACCGUCCUUGUGUAAUUUGUGUCGCAGCAUGGUUCGGAAAGGCCUCCCGGUCCUCCACAGAGCUCCAGGUGCAGGGCAGGGCGCCUCCCUCCACAGAAAGGCUGCGGGCUGGUACUGGGCCUUGGCCUGCUAGCAAAGCCCGCAGCAAAAUGGAACGGAAGGCCUACCUACCCUGCUCCGCCUCCGCCCCGUGCUUGCGCCGCUGUGGCCGGCCUCCCGAGCUGGAAGGCACUAUGGAGGUGCUGCCGGAUGACGUCGUCGGAGAGAUCCUCCUCCGCUUCCCACCGGCCGACCCCGCGAGCCUCGUCCGCGCCGCACUCGUCUGCAAGCCCUGGUACCGCAUCGUCUGCGGCCCCAGCUUCCGCCGCCGAUUCAUGGAAUUCCACCGCGUAGCUCCACUGCUCGGCUUCCUCUGCAACACCUCCAACCCCAACGCCCGAUUCGUCCCCACCUCCUCCUUCCGCCCGCCAAACGCCGACGACCUGAUCGCGCUCCAUGACUGCGAGGGGGUGGUGGAGGAGGAGGUGGUCUGGGACUGGGACUGCGUCGCGCUCGACGCACGCCACGGCCUCGUCCUCCUCUACUUCGUCGUGGGUGAGGACCAGGACGACCUCCUCGUCGUCUGGAACCCAACAACCGCCGAGCGAUGGGAGAUAUUCCCAGUCCCUGAUAUCUGCGACUGCGACCGCUUCGAGUGGUACGCUACUGUGCUCUCCGCGUCCACUGCCAACGGCCACCUCGACUGCCACGACAACAUGCCCUUCGUCGUCGUUCGCGUGGUCACCCAGAGCCACAACCAGCGCAGUUUUGACUUGGCCACAUUGGAAACAUCUGUGAUUCACCUACCUCCAGCUUCCAAGUGUGCUACUGUGCUCAUGGCGAUGGAGGAUGGUGGUGGUCUGGGAUUUGCAAGAGUGGAUAUGGACGCCAGACUCUCCCUCUGGUCAAUGGAGGCGAAUCCGAACGGAGACAUGGGAUGGACACAGACUAGAGUCAUUGAGCUUGAGAAGCUGCUUCCUGUCGAUGCCGACUCCAUCUUUUGUAGUUUCCUUGGCUUUGCGCAUGCUGUUGGUGUCUUUUUUGUGGCGACGUAUGAUGAUGGAUUAUUCAGUUUCAAUCUUAAGUCUGGUCGGGUGAGGAAGGUAUACGAGGAGGAAUGUGAUGUAUUUGACUACCUCGGUCGUGUUCCCUGUGUUGUUCCCUACACGGGCUUCUGCACUCCAGCUUGCAUUUUUCAUUGA
Messenger RNA from Miscanthus lutarioriparius, 2004 nucleotides. The record is from the annotation of a GenBank genome assembly. NCBI's taxonomy places the organism in Eukaryota, Viridiplantae, Streptophyta, Magnoliopsida, Poales, Poaceae.